Messenger RNA from Elephantulus edwardii (Cape elephant shrew), 2192 nucleotides. RefSeq names its product sterile alpha and TIR motif containing 1 (gene SARM1). The transcript is spliced from 9 exons. Gene Ontology annotation, cellular component: dendrite. Gene Ontology annotation, molecular function: protein binding; signaling adaptor activity; NAD+ nucleosidase activity. NCBI's taxonomy places the organism in Eukaryota, Metazoa, Chordata, Mammalia, Macroscelidea, Macroscelididae. Gene Ontology annotation, biological process: response to axon injury; negative regulation of MyD88-independent toll-like receptor signaling pathway; signal transduction. Bases 1 to 2175 code for a protein of 724 amino acids. The record is from RefSeq and is a predicted model, not a curated record.
AUGGUCCUGACGUUGCUUUUCUCCGCCUACAAGCUGUGCCGCUUCUUCGCCAUGUCUGGUCCACGACCCGGAGCCGAGCGGCUGGUGGUGCCGGGGCCAGACGGGGGCGGCGGCACGGGACCAUGGUGGGCUGCAGGCGGCCGCGGGCCCCGCGAGGUAUCGCCCGGAGUGGGCGCCGAGGUGCAGAGCGCUCUGGAGUGUGCGCUGCCCGAGUUGCAGCAGGCGCUGUCCGCGCUGAAGCAGGCUGGCAGCGUGCGGGCCAAGGGUGCGGGCCUGGCCGAGGUCUUCCAGCUGGUGGAGGAGGCCUGGCUGAUGCCAGCCGUGGGUCGCGAGGUGGCCCAGGGUCUGUGCGACGCCAUCCGCCUGGAUGGUGGCCUAGACCUGCUACUGAGGCUGCUGCAGGCGCCAGAGCUGGAAACGCGCGUGCAGGCCGCGCGUCUGCUGGAGCAGAUCCUGGUGGCUGAGAACCGCGAUCGUGUGGCUCGCAUCGGGCUGGGCGUGAUCCUGAACCUGGCGAAGGAGCGCGAGCCGGUGGAGCUGGCGCGCAGCGUGGCAGGCAUCUUGGAGCACAUGUUCAAGCACUCUGAGGAGACGUGCCAGCGGCUGGUGGCUGCUGGCGGCCUGGAUGCCAUACUGUUCUGGUGCCGCCGCACUGACCCGCCACUACUGCGGCACUGCGCGCUGGCGCUGGCCAACUGCGCGCUGCAUGGGGGCGCGGCGGCGCAGAGGCGCAUGGUGGAGAAGCGCGCCGCGGAGUGGCUCUUCCCGCUCGCCUUCUCCAAGGAGGACGAGCUGCUGCGGCUGCACGCCUGCCUCGCGGUGGCGGUGCUGGCCACCAACAAGGAGGUGGAGCGCGAGGUGGAGCGCUCUGGCACGCUGGCACUCGUGGAGCCGCUCGUGGCUUCGCUGGACCCUGGUCGCUUCGCCCGCUGCCUCGUGGACGCCAGCGACACAAGCCAGGGCCGCGGGCCUGACGACCUGCAGCGCCUCGUGCCGCUGCUCGACUCCUCGCGUUUAGAGGCGCAGUGUAUGGGGGCCUUCUACCUCUGCGCGGAGGCUGCCAUCAAGAGCCUUCAGGGCAAGACCAAGGUGUUCAGUGACAUCGGUGCCAUCCAGAGCCUGAAACGCUUGGUCUCCUACUCCACCAACGGCACUACAUCGGCACUGGCCAAGCGCGCAUUGCGCCUGCUGGGCGAGGAGGUGCCACGGCCCAUCUUGCCCUGCGUGGCCAGCUGGAAGGAGGCCGAGGUCCAAAUGUGGCUGCAGCAGAUCAGCUUCUCCCAGUACUGCGAGAGCUUCCGGGAGCAGCAGGUAGAUGGCGAUCUGCUUCUGCGCCUCACGGAGGAAGAGCUCCAGAGAGACCUGGGCAUGAAGUCGGGCAUCACCCGCAAGAGGUUCUUUAGGGAGCUCACGGAGCUCAAGACCUUCGCCAGCUACGCGACGUGUGACCGCAGCAACUUGGCAGACUGGCUGGGCAGCCUGGACCCGCGCUUCCGCCAGUACACGUACGGCCUGGUCAGCUGCGGCCUGGACCGCUCCCUGCUGCACCGCGUGUCCGAGCAGCAGCUCCUGGAGGACUGCGGCGUCCGCGUGGGCGUGCACCGCACCCGCAUCAUCUCCGCGGCUAGAGAAAUGCUCCAUUCUCCACUGCCCUGCACGGUCAGCAAGCCCAGUGGGGAUGCCCCAGAUGUCUUCAUCAGCUACCGUCGGAAUUCGGGUUCCCAACUGGCCAGCCUCCUGAAGGUGCACCUGCAGCUGCACGGCUUCAGUGUAUUUAUUGAUGUGGAGAAGCUAGAAGCAGGCAAGUUCGAGGACAAGCUCAUCCAGAGUGUCAUGGAUGCUCGGAACUUUGUGCUGGUGCUGUCGGCCGGGGCACUGGACAAAUGCAUGCAGGACCAUGACUGCAAGGACUGGGUGCACAAGGAGAUUGUGACUGCUUUGAGCUGUGGCAAGAACAUUGUCCCCAUCAUUGAUGGCUUCGAGUGGCCCGAGCCCGAGGCCCUACCUGAGGACAUGCAGGCCGUGCUUACCUUCAACGGCAUCAAGUGGUCCCAUGAGUACCAGGAGGCCACCAUUGAGAAGAUCAUCCGCUUCCUGCAGGGCCGCUCCUCCCGGGAUUCGUCUGGAGGCUCUGACACCAGUUUGGAGGGUGCUGCGCCCAUGGGUCCAACUUAAUGGCUCCCACUUCCUCA